Molecule: messenger RNA, 549 nt
Organism: Colletotrichum siamense
Lineage: Eukaryota; Fungi; Ascomycota; Sordariomycetes; Glomerellales; Glomerellaceae
Exons: 2
Coding region: 1-549 (182 amino acids)
Source: RefSeq, a predicted model, not a curated record
AUGUCUCGAAAUAGGGUCUUGAUUGCUGUCAAUCAGGAGCUCCAUUGGCUACUUUACAUGUGGACAGGCGCUGGUGGGCUUCUUCGAGAGUACAACUCGAUGCCCGACCCUGAAGGGAAGUUUGCCAGCUGCUGUGCGACAGUAACCAACUUUGUGAGAUGGGCGCAUGGCAAUCCGGCCAUGGCCAGAAACUUGGAAAGGCCUGCGUGUGCCGAGCAGCAAAACGGGUGGGAUGAUGGGGUCUACGCCAUACGGUUUGCUGAGUGCCUUGCCACCGGGCAAGCCGUUCCGGAUGCCAUCGAUGGAACGCUGAAAAGGAUAUGUCUCAUGAACGCCAUUCUGGUGACAUGGGCUGGUACGCUUCAUCCUGAUGAAAUUUCGGCCAUCACAUGCCCCCUUACGGCGACUCCCGCCAACAAACUCCAGCAAUUCCAGAACUACUACCGGCGGAACCGCAGCUUUCACCAGCUUCUCUGCACCAGCAGUUCUGAGUAUGCCACGUUUCCUACAUUUACCAGUCUUGCGUCGAAUGGCUGCGUCCGAAGAUGA